GAACUGUCGAGCGCGGCGCGGACCGGCCGCCCCCGGGGAGGCCGCACGGUUGGGCGGGAGGAGGAGCGAGUGCGCCCCGCGCGGAGCGGGCGACGCGCAGGGCUGUACCUGGCUGCCCGGCCGAGCCUCGGGGUGGGGUGCAGCCUUCGCAGGUGGGGUGCAGCCUUCGCAGGUGGGGUGCAGCCUUCGCAGGUGGGGUGCAGCCGCCGCCCGUCUGGCCCACCUGGUGCUCUGCCUCUGCCUGGGACGUCGGGAAGGGGGGGGACCUUCACGUGAGUCUCUGUUUAAAUGCCCCGCGGCCCGCGGAGAACCCGAGGGCUGAAUCUGGAAGUCUGCUAUGCGGCAGCUUCCCAGGGCUUUCCUGCUGAGCAGGUGCACGCGUGUGCGAGGCGGGGCUUGUCAGCCUGUCCUCGGUGCGCGGCGGGCGUUCCAGCACCUGGGGUGGUGUGUGCUCAGCGAGGACCCGGGCUCGUGCGCUGCGUCCGGAGCCCCGAUGGGUGCACAGGUUAUUAAAAAAUUUUAAUAGACUUGAUUGGAGUACUUGAACCAGUGGAUCUUGGAGAGAAACUCCGGAUUUUGCGUUUAAAAAGAAAAAAAAAAAACACUAAAUGUUUGAGAAAUUGACGGAAUGGAGAAUGAACAGGAAAACCUCUUUAUUGAGCCACAUAAAAGGGGACUGAUGAAAACCCCCCUGAAAGAGUCCACGAAGCCCAACUUGGUGCUGGCGGAGAUCCAGCCUGACCUGGGCCCUUUAACCACGCCCACCAAGCCCAAGGAAGUCUCCCAGGGAGAGCCAUGGACACCCACAGCCAACCUGAAAAUGCUUAUCAGUGCAGUGAGCCCAGAGAUCCGUAGCCGAGACCAGAAAAGGGGACUGUCUGACAACCAGAGUGGAUUGCCUGAGGCCAGAGACUGUUUUCAUGAACACUUAUCUGGAGACGAAUUUGAGAAAUCCCAGCCAAGUAGGAAGGAGAAAAGUUUGGGAUUGUUGUGCCAUAAGUUCUUAGCAAGGUAUCCUAAAUACCCCAACUCUGCGGUGAAUAACGACAUCUGUCUUGAUGAAGUGGCAGAGGAGCUUAGUAAGUACGCAAAAAGUGGGCCGAAAUGGUUAAUCAUUAAAGGGGAAGAGAGCAGGUACGCCGAGCAGAUCAUGAUGAUCAAAAAGAAAGAGUACGAACAGGAGUUCGACUUUAUUAAAAGUUAUGGCAUUGAGGACCACAUGAUCAAAUCCAACCCCUGCCAGAAUGGACACACGGACAUGUGUUUUGUGGAACUCCCUGGAGUGGAAUUCCGGGCAGCUUCUGUAAACAGUCGCAAAGACAAGUCCUUACGAGUGAUGAGCCAGAAGUUUGUGAUGCUGUUUUUGGUGUCGACGCCUCAGAUAGUGAGCCUGGAAAUCGCUGCCAAGAUUUUAAUUGGAGAAGACCAUGUGGAAGAUUUGGAUAAAAGCAAGUUUAAAACAAAAAUUAGGAGGUUGUAUGAUAUUGCCAAUGUUCUGAGUAGCCUGGAUCUUAUCAAGAAAGUCCACGUUACGGAGGAAAGAGGCCGAAAGCCAGCUUUUAAAUGGACAGGCCCAGAAAUCAGUCCAAAUACCAGUGGCCCCAGCCCAGUCACACCUUGUCCUGCCUCUGACGUACAGGUGAGGCAGUCUGCGAAAGAGAACUGUGCCAAAAACCUCUUUUCCACACGUGGGAAACCCAACUUUACUCGGCACCCAUCCCUUAUCAAAUUGGUAAAGAGUAUAGAGAGCGAUCGGAGAAAGAUCAAUUCUGCUCCCAGCAGCCCUGUCAAGAACAUCAAAGCUGAGAGUUCUCAGAAUUCUCCACCCUUCCCAAAUAAAAUGGCUCAGCUCGCUGCUAUUUGCAAAAUGCAAUUGGAAGAGCAAUCAAGUGAACCCAGAAAGAAAGUAAAAGUGAAGCUAGCAAGAUCUGGGCACUACAAACCCCUGGCCCCACUGGACCCUGUAGUGAACUCUGAGCUGGAGCUGUCGACACCUGCUCUCAUCCAGCCCUUGGGGAUGCUCCCCCUGAUCCCUAGCCCAUUGUCAUCCGCAGUGCCUGUGAUCCUACCUCAGGUUCCUUCAGGCCCAUCCUAUGCCAUCUACCUACAGCCUGCCCAAGCCCAAAUGCUGACACCACCCCAAGGCCUGAGCCCAGCAGUCUGCCCCACCCACUCUACUGCUGCUGGAUCCAAAGACCCUACAAAUGCCAGCACUGAGAAGGCCGUCUCCGAUGCCACAAAGGCUGGUGCCUCCUGUCGACCCGGAAACCUGCAGCCAGCACCAGAAAGACAAGGUACAAAGAACAGAAGCAGGGAGACGACUGGAGAACGAGGCACAAAGAGAACGAACGCCCUGGAGGACGGUGGUUCUGUUAAGAAACUGAAGGAGGAUCUGAAAGGACUGGAAAAUGUCUCCACAGCCCUGCUUCCCUCAGGAUACCUGAUCCCUCUCACCCAGUGCUCAUCCCUGGGCACAGAAUCCAUGUUGUGUAGCAAAGAAAACUCAGGUACACUUUCUCCAAACCACAGGCUCUACGGCUCCCCAGUGGCAGGUGUCAUCCCCGUGACAUCUUCCGAACUCACUGCUGUUAAUUUCCCCUCUUUUCAUGUGACACCUUUGAAGCUAAUGGUCUCCCCAACUUCUGUGGCAGCCGUACCUGUUGGGAACAGCCCGGCGCUCACCUCAAGCCACCCUGUUCCUGUUCAGAACCCAAGCUCAGCCAUUGUAAACUUCACCUUGCAGCACCUGGGACUCAUCUCGACCAGUGCGCAGGUGUCUGCCAGCCCUGCACCUGGAACGGGAACUGUCCCCAUGUCCCCAUAUGUAGAAGCAGCUAGUGUCUUACCAGAAAGUGCCAGCUCUCGGCAAGUGAGGGCCACCAUCCAUGAUUCUCCAGUUCCAGGCCAGAGCCAGCUAAAUGGACAAUCAGUUGCUGUGACAGGGACACAACAGCCUGUCCCUGUGACACCCAAAGGCUCUCAAGUGGUGGCCGAAAGUUUCUUCCGUACACCAGGUGGACCCACCAAGCAAUCCAGCUGGUCCUGUGUGGAUUUUGAUGGUGCUAAUAAAACCUCUUUCGGAACCCUCUUUGUACCACAGCGGAAACUGGAAGUCUCAACUGAGGAUAUCCACUGAUUGACAGAUAGUGGUUUAAUUUAAUUUCUUAAAGAGCUGUCUAACGGAUGUACAUAGACAGACUGAGAGAACACCAUCUUUGAAAAUACUGUAAAUACUUCCAGGUUGGACUUAACAUCAAAGAAGAUACUCGUAAUGCCAUACACACACAUACACCAAAUUCAGCCUUUGGUCCCACAAAAUAAAAUGUUGAAUUAAGGUAUAUUAACUUCUGGGGUGGAAAAAUUCAUUAUUUCAGCUGUGCCUGUGUUAUUAUGCAAAGUAUAUUAAAGUUUACUUCCCUUUUAGUGAAUAUGUUUGACUUGCCUAACAGCAGUCUCUCAAACUUUUUGCACAAAGCAAACGCUGUGAUGUACAAUGUAUUUUUACAUAGGAAGGUGAUAGCUUUUUUUUUGGUGUAAUUUCUUUGAUCCUUUGUUGUGGUCUUUCUUUUUUGUAGAGUGUUUACAACCAUCUUUAAUCAAGUCUAUGGUAAAAAAUUAUUUAUAAAAUGUAUUUUUAAUCAUAAGUUGUUGAAAUUAAAACUCUUCUAAAAU
This is a messenger RNA of Nannospalax galili (Upper Galilee mountains blind mole rat), 3672 nucleotides long. It is a transcript of the gene E2f8, whose product is annotated as E2F transcription factor 8. The coding region runs from base 629 to 3136 and encodes 835 amino acids. Gene Ontology annotation, biological process: regulation of transcription by RNA polymerase II. Gene Ontology annotation, cellular component: RNA polymerase II transcription regulator complex. NCBI's taxonomy places the organism in Eukaryota, Metazoa, Chordata, Mammalia, Rodentia, Spalacidae. The record is from RefSeq and is a predicted model, not a curated record. The transcript is spliced from 13 exons. Gene Ontology annotation, molecular function: RNA polymerase II cis-regulatory region sequence-specific DNA binding; DNA-binding transcription factor activity, RNA polymerase II-specific.